Neoarius graeffei (lesser salmon catfish) is the source of this 2401-nucleotide messenger RNA. RefSeq names its product SHOC2 leucine rich repeat scaffold protein (gene shoc2). Lineage: Eukaryota; Metazoa; Chordata; Actinopteri; Siluriformes; Ariidae. The transcript has 9 exons. The record is from RefSeq and is a predicted model, not a curated record. Gene Ontology annotation, molecular function: protein binding. The coding region runs from base 416 to 2158 and encodes 580 amino acids.
GCCGGGACAGCAGGAGGGGCGGGGCCGGCUUGCGCUGCAGCGGCGGUGUUAGGGAAGGAGGAGGAAGCGGAGCGACACUUCUGAAGCUGAACGUGAAAGAUGCGUCCUGUUCUGAUCCACUCGAUGGAGUUUCUCCAGUUCACACAAGCAUGAGGCCGCUCACCUCCUCGUUCAUGACUCGGCUCCAUCACACUCCUCUCUCCUUCAUGGAGUGUUAACGGACGCAGGAGCGCUUGGGUGUUUCUGCCCAUCGUCAAACACACACACAGGUAUGUCUGAACACACUGAGGUAUAGCAGAGAUUUUAAAGGUUUUUAUUUUUUUUUUAAUUUGAGCUCUGAACAAGAGGAGUGAAGAACGGAGAGAGAAAAAGAGACUAAGGGUCUCAUGCUCCGUCAAGCCAAAGUGCUUUCACCAUGAGCAGCGCUUUAGGCAAAGACAAAGACUGCAAAGAAAAGGAGGCCAAAGCGCUCACGGGUAAGGAGCGCGACAAGGAGCCCAAGGUGCCCGGCAGCCUCGGGAAAGAGGGCAAGGAGCCCAAAACCAAAGGGAAAGAUGCCAAAGAUGGGAAGAAGGACGCGAGCGGCGCACCACCAGCUGUCGCUUUCUCCGUGGACAACACGAUAAAGCGGCCGAACCCGGCAACCGGCACACGCAAGAAGUCCAGCAACGCCGAGGUGGCCAAGGAGCUGAUCAAAUGCCGCGAUGAGAACUCGACACGCCUAGACUUGUCCAAGCGCUCCAUCCAUCUGCUCCCGUCAUCCAUCAAAGAGCUGACGCUGCUCACCGAGCUCUACCUGUACAGCAACAAGCUGCAGAGCCUCCCAGCCGAGCUGGGCUGCCUCUCGGGCCUGGUGACGCUGGCGUUGAGCGAGAACUCUCUCACCAGCCUGCCGGACUCGCUGGACAACCUAAAGAGGCUGCGCAUGCUCGACCUGCGGCACAACAAGCUGCGGGAGAUCCCGGCCGUGGUGUACCGCCUCACGUCACUCACCACGCUGUACCUGCGCUUCAACCGCAUCACCGCUGUCGAGAAGGACAUCCGCAACUUGAGCAAGCUCACCAUGCUGAGCAUCCGCGAGAACAAGAUCAAACAGCUGCCCGCCGAGAUCGGGGAGCUGUGUAACCUGAUCACUCUGGAUGUGGCCCACAAUCAGCUGGAGCACCUUCCUAAAGAGAUCGGCAACUGCACACAGAUCACCAACCUGGACCUACAGCACAACGAGCUCCUGGACCUACCCGAGACCAUCGGCAAUCUGUCAAGUAUAAACCGUCUGGGCCUACGGUACAACAGGCUGUCGGCAAUCCCCCGCUCGUUAGCGAAGUGCCGGGAGCUGGAAGAGUUAAACCUCGAGAACAACAACAUCUCCGUGCUGCCUGAGGGUCUGCUCUCGAGCCUGGUGAACCUGACAAGUCUGACGCUGGCACGCAACUGUUUUCAGUCGUACCCGGUGGGCGGCCCGUCGCAGUUCUCCACCAUCUACUCGCUGAACAUGGAGCACAACCGCAUCAACAAAAUCCCAUUCGGCAUCUUCUCACGGGCCAAAGUCCUCAGCAAGCUCAACAUGAAGGACAACCAGUUGACGUCGCUGCCGCUGGACUUUGGGACAUGGACCAGCAUGGUGGAGCUGAACCUGGCCACCAACCAGCUGACUAAGAUCCCUGAGGAUAUCUGCGGCCUCGUGUCCCUGGAGGUCCUCAUAUUAUCCAAUAAUCUACUGAAGAAGUUACCUCACGGGAUCGGGAACUUGCGGAAACUGCGUGAGCUCGACCUGGAGGAGAACAAGCUGGAGUCGCUCCCGAAUGAGAUCGCCUACCUGAAAGACCUACAGAAACUUGUGUUGACCAAUAAUCAGCUGACCACGUUGCCCAGAGGGAUUGGUCACCUGACCAACCUGACUCACCUGGGAUUGGGCGAGAACCUCCUGCAGCACCUGCCUGAGGAGAUUGGCACUCUGGAGAACCUGGAGGAACUGUACCUGAACGAUAAUCCCAACCUGCACGGUCUGCCCUUCGAGCUGGCGCUGUGCAGCAAGCUUUCCAUCAUGAGCAUCGAGAACUGCCCUCUGAGCCAGCUCCCACCGCAGAUCGUCGCCGGCGGGCCGUCCUUCAUCAUCCAGUUCCUCAAGAUGCAGGGCCCGUACCGCGCCAUGGUCUGAUCUCGCCACCAGAACCGACAACACGAACAAAGACUAGUCCAUGUGCAGUUUAAAGAGACAUCCCCACCAUGGCAGAGAGAGGACACAAGUUCCCUUCUUAAACCAGUUUAGGACACAGUCACGGUCUACGUAAUAUUGUACCAUGCCGUGAUGCCUCUCUCUCACACACACACACACACACACACACACACACACACACACACACACACACAACCAAGAACUAAUAAUAAUAAUAAUGAUGAU